Messenger RNA from Bursaphelenchus xylophilus (pine wood nematode), 1020 nucleotides. Lineage: Eukaryota; Metazoa; Nematoda; Chromadorea; Rhabditida; Aphelenchoididae. The record is from the annotation of a GenBank genome assembly.
AUGGGGAAGCUUGGCGUUCAAAUCACCGCCGGAAUCUCGGCCACAAUGGUCUUGCUCAGCAUCAUUUCCGCCAUCUACAUCUUCAACGACAUCAACUCGCUUUACGAUGAGAUCAUGACUGACAUGACCGUCUUCAAGGAGAACGCUGAUGACGCCUGGACAGCGAUGAUCAAGGCUCGCCGUCAAAUGGAGCCAUCGUUUGAGCAGGUCAUCAGCCGGCAUCGUCGUCAAUACGAUGCCGCUUCCACCGGCGGUGGCGCUUCUCAAGGAGGAUCUGGUGGAUGUGGCGCCUGCUCUCGCAAUGCCAACAACUGCCCACCUGGCCCACCAGGACCUCCAGGACAGCCAGGUGCUCCGGGUCAAGAUGGAACUCCAGGAGAUGCCGGAAAAGCUGGACUUGAAGGAGCAGCUCAAGUUGGCGACUUUGGUGGCUCUCGUGGCUGCUUCCCAUGCCCAGCUGGACCAGCUGGCCCACCAGGUCCGGACGGACCUCCCGGACAACCCGGACCCGAUGGACAGCCAGGCCAAGGAGGCAACGAUGGACAGCCAGGAAGUCCGGGAACCGAAGGACCAAGCGGAGACGCCGGACCAGACGGACAGCCAGGCGCUCCAGGAAACCCAGGACAGCCCGGCAGCCCAGGCCAACGUUCUUCUCCUCUUCCAGGACCUCCAGGACCAGCUGGCCCAGCCGGACCCCCCGGACAGCCAGGGCAGGACGGCAGUGGAAACAGCGCUCCAAUUCCUGGCCCACCAGGACCACCCGGAGCUCCAGGACAGCCCGGAAACCCGGGGCAAGAUGGUCAGCCAGGUGCCCCAGGAGGCCCAGGAUCCUCGGGACACGAUGCCGAAUACUGCCCUUGUCCACCUCGUGCUGGCGAAGCUCCGGUCAGUGGCGGAAGCCAAGCUCAGACCUACCCUGCCGAGGCAGCCCCAGCUCCAGCUGCUGCGCAGAACUAUCAACGCAUGACCAAACGUCAACGGUUGUUGCGUCAGCGGGCUCGUCAAGUUGCUCGCAACUGA